AAAACAACAUCUCAUUUCAUUAAAACAACAAGAAGAAGAAGAUAGAAUCAUUUUUGCUGUUAUCCAUAAUAAUUAUAUAAUUAAAUUCCAAACUUCAACGUCCCUUUCUCUUCUGUCUCUCUCUCUCUUUUUCCUAUGGAUUCCGAUUUUUGGACCGCCCGUCUCGCCGCCGCUAAACGGCAGUUCACGAUGCAACACCACCACCACCAUAAUCAUCAGUCUUCCCAUCUGGAUCGGUUGAACGUUGAUGAUUUUGAGGUUGAAGAAGAAAUCCGACCCGAUUUUCCAUGCCCAUAUUGUUAUGAGGAUUUUGAUAUUGGGUCUUUAUGCUCUCAUCUUGAAGAUGAACACUCGUGUGAAUCCAGAGCAACUAUCUGUCCAGUUUGCUCUGCUAAAGUGACGAGAGAUAUGUUAAGCCAUAUCACUCUGCAGCACGGACACUUAUUUAAAAUGCAGCGACGUCGUAGACUACGCAGAGUAGCUGUCCCAAAUAGUCAGGCUCUUUCGCUUUUGGGCCGCGAUCUUAGAGAGGCUCAUCUGCAGGUGCUUCUUGGUGGCGGCAGUGGUGGAGUCUAUAGGUCGUCAAAUAUCAAUACAUCAUCAUCGACAAGUGCUGCGGCUUCUGAUCCUUUUCUUUCAUCUUUGGUUCUAAACUUUCCUGGCUCUGAAGCUGAAGAAAUUUCCAAGUCAAUAGUGUCGAAUGUUGAAGAAAGUUCCUUGAAGAGUCCAACUCCACAACAUAUAUGGAAAUCAAGUUUUGAUCCUUCAUUGAGUUCUGAAGAACGGGAAAAGAGAAUGCGACAGGCCACAGGACGGGCCGUUUUUCUCCAAGAUCUGCUGGUAUCAACGCUUUUAACUGACUAAAACUGACACUCAGAGUGAGAACCGAGCAAGUAAUCUGCAAACUAUAAUGUCAAAUUAUCUGAUUAAGCAGAUAUGUUCUAGUUAUUUCAUCUCGGCUCUUGCCCUCUCAAACCCGUGUUGUAUGAGCAAAUAUGAUCAUUUCAUGUUAAAGAAAUCAGUAAUAUUUAUUUCUGAUUUGUUAUGUUUAUGUUACAUCAACCGUCUCAAGAGGGCGGCUUUAUAAAAUGUUUGUUGGAUUAUUGUGCA
This is a messenger RNA of Erigeron canadensis, 1110 nucleotides long. Its product is annotated as protein DEHYDRATION-INDUCED 19-like. The transcript has 5 exons. Lineage: Eukaryota; Viridiplantae; Streptophyta; Magnoliopsida; Asterales; Asteraceae. The coding region runs from base 136 to 864 and encodes 242 amino acids. The record is from RefSeq and is a predicted model, not a curated record.